GGUACCUCAAGAGGUAUUACACAGUUCGUGAGCCUUAGAAAUUACAAUGAGUCAAUUGUAAAACAUCUAAGUUCUUGUCAUUUAUCUCGCGAAACGCUGACUGAGUAUGAACUCAUUUUAGCAAGAGUGGGUAUUUUUGAAUUACCAGUUUCAAAGCUUGGCGAAACGAUUAUAUGCCCAAGACAUCGAAAAAGGUUGGGGAAGUUCUGAAUUUAGCGAAGGCCUUGUCAAUACCCCACCCACCAAGGCGGUAGGAAAGCUAUAAAAAAUGGGUAUGUAGUUAAUCUCAAAAUGGCGAAAGAAAUCCUGAAAUUCAUGGAAUGGUUGUCCCGACUGGAUCAGGUGAGUCAGUUACGAAGCCCUCCUUGUUGUACUUAUUGGAGAACUAGAUUUAUAUUUCCCGCAUUUUUGAUGUUGUCCCUUUGAAAAUAGUGUUAGACAUUAUCAGUUAGCCUCAAUACGAUUUCUCAAACUUUAUUAAGACGUAUUAACUGCACGUGUGAUGAUUACUAACUGGACACACCACGCCUCAUCGAUUCUGUGGUCAGCAAAUUCGAUUGUAAAUUGAUCGCAGCAGAAGAAAGACUGAAAAAGUACUCAGUUUUACAACAGGACUCAGUGAUGACAUUCCCCUGAGGCAGCCUCGUUCUCGGUGUUUCGCCGGUCAUGCCCUUGGGGCGAGGAAAGAAGGAUGAAGAUAAAUGUUAGGAAUGAGCUUGCCCAGGAUAUCUUGAGAACGUUCUGAUAGUGUGGCCUAAAACUGUUCAUGAUUGCUGAGGGAAAUUUCAGAGAAAGCUUCAAUUAGUAUAUUUCUUCAUCCAGUAAUUUGCAGUAAUUGUUGGAAGAGACAUAAAGCUACCAUUGAAGAGUCGGCU
This is a messenger RNA of Pocillopora meandrina, 875 nucleotides long. Lineage: Eukaryota; Metazoa; Cnidaria; Anthozoa; Scleractinia; Pocilloporidae. The record is from the annotation of a GenBank genome assembly.